AUAAAAAUGAAGUUGGUAAUGUUUGUGUUAAUUGCAAUUAUAAUGGUAAUUAUAGCAAUUAGGGGUUCAUUAGCACAACCUGAUGCAGGAUGUUUACUGAAGAUGUCAAAUUGUUUGGGUAAUGUAACAACACAAAGUUCUAUACUUGGAUGUUGUCCAAUUAUUAAACAAGAAAUAGAUAAUGAAAGAGAAUGUUUUUGCUUGUUAAAUCAAGCUGUGCAACAAAACCAAACUACAAUCUCUGAAGAAGUGGAUACUAUUCUCACUUUAUGUAGCAUUACUCAUUCUUUUCAAACCUUAUGCCCUGCUGGGAGUUCAAGUUGUUGGGAUAGGCUUGCAAAUUGUACGAGCGGUAGAUCUUCGACAAGUGAUAUAUCAGAGUGUUGUCCACUCCUCAAAGAAGAAAUAUCAGAUGAAAGAGAGUGUUUCUGUGCAGCCAAGUCUAUUCUUCUUGAAAAUCCAUCUAAUGCCGACUCUAUUUCUCAGUUUCUCACGCUUUGUAGCGUCUCUUCUUUUGACACUUUGUGCCCUGGUACUCCAUCAAGAGAUCCUAGUCCUAGUGACGCUGACACCCCUUCAGGUCCUCCUUUAAGCCCUCGUGGAUCUUUAUUUUCAUCACCUCUAGGUAAAAAUAGCAGUCGAAAUGAGAGCGGAGCAAAAAUCUUGGGCAAAAACAGUUGUAAUAAGUAUUCAAAUUCACUUGGACUACUUCCUAUUUCCUUUUUGUUCAUUUGGGCGAUGUUCCAAUUUUUCGCUUUCCUAUAAUUUUAUAUGA
Molecule: messenger RNA, 775 nt
Organism: Amaranthus tricolor (Joseph's coat)
Lineage: Eukaryota; Viridiplantae; Streptophyta; Magnoliopsida; Caryophyllales; Amaranthaceae
Exons: 5
Coding region: 7-765 (252 amino acids)
Source: RefSeq, a predicted model, not a curated record